CAAAAAUCCUUCGAUGGAUAGACUAUGAUCCUCGAGGUGCAUUACCCUUCGGUUCGAAUGUAAAUUUGGCUUUUCUGAUCAUUUUCUCUUCAUAGAUCCCUCCGCCAAAGAUUGUAUUCGCUUAGUCUUCACUUCCGGGUCCGCCAUUUUGUUGCCUCCAUUUCUCCACGAGGGGGGGUUAAAGGCCCCCAAAAUAUGCAUAUAUGAAAAGGCCAAAAAGUAACCGUCAGUGACAGGGAGUGUUAACUAGAGAAAGAAACGGGACCAAACUGGCGGGCUCGGUGAAAUCGCGGCCGGCAGCGUUCCGGACGAGGAGCUUCCCGAAAACAUUUGUUCCUAUGCAUAAAGAUGUCUUUGGUGGAUUUGGGGAAGAGGUUGCUAGAAGCAGCAAGAAAAGGCCAAGAUGAUGAAGUGAGAACAUUGAUGGCAAAUGGCGCCCCAUUCACCACAGACUGGCUUGGAACAUCACCCCUCCACCUUGCAGCCCAGUAUGGUCAUUAUUCCACAGCAGAAGUGCUCCUUCGAGCAGGCGUUAGCAGGGAUGCCCGGACCAAAGUGGACAGGACCCCUUUGCACAUGGCUGCAGCUGAUGGACAUGCACACAUCGUGGAACUGCUUGUUAGGAAUGGUGCAGAUGUGAAUGCCAAGGACAUGCUGAAGAUGACAGCUUUACAUUGGGCUACAGAACACCACCAUCGAGAUGUUGUAGAGCUACUUAUCAAAUAUGGAGCUGAUGUCCAUGCUUUCAGCAAGUUUGAUAAAUCUGCCUUUGACAUAGCCCUGGAGAAAAAGAAUGCUGAAAUUCUGGUCAUCCUUCAGGAAGCGAUGCAGAAUCAGGUGAAUGCUAAUCCUGAGAGAGCCAACCCUGUGACUGUGGCUGCCCCAUUCAUCUUCACAUCUGGAGAAGUUGUCAGCCUCGCUAGCCUUGUUUCUUCAACCAACACCAAAACAACCUCAGUAGGUGACCCCCAUGCCUCCUCAGCACCACACUUGUCACAUUCCACCACCUCAGUGCUGGCCACCCUUGCAGCUCUUGCUGAGGCAUCAGCCCCCUUGUCCAACUCUCACAGAGCCGCAGCUAAUUCAGAGGAAGUCAUAGAGGGAAAUUCUGUUGACUCAUCAAUCCAGCAAGUGGUGGGGAGCGGAGGCCAAAGGGUCAUCACUAUAGUGACUGAUGGAGUCCCUCUGGGUAAUAUACAAACUGCGAUCCCUACUGGAAGCAUUGGCCAGCCAUUUAUUGUAACUAUGCAAAAUGGACAGCAAGUUCUAACUGUACCUGCUGGUCAGGUUGCAGAGGAAACUGUAAUUGAAGAAGAGGAAGAAGCAGAGAAGUUGCCUCUGACUAAGAAACCAAGAAUAGAAGAGAGGACAAACAGUGUGGAGGAGAGCAAGGAGGGCACUGAAAGAGAGCUACUCCAACAGCAGCUCCAGGAGGCCAAUCGAAGAGCCCAGGAAUACCGACACCAGCUCCUAAAGAAAGAACAGGAAGCAGAGCAGUACCGCCUCAGGCUAGAGGCUAUGGCCAGACAACAGCCCAAUGGAGUUGAUUUCACCAUGGUUGAAGAGGUGGCCGAAGUAGAUGCUGUAGUAGUGACAGAGGGUGAGAUGGUAGAGAGAGACACGGAAGUGACUGGGGCAGGAGGGACCGUAGAGCCUCAUUCUGGAGUUUCCUUGGAAACCGUUUCAUCUUAAUGUGCGAGGGCCACAACUUGUACUGUGUCCAUCUUUUUCCUCUUUUUAAAAGAAAAUACAGAGGACAGACAUUGUAUAAAAAUUAAGAAUGUCCUUAAGAAGAAAACUAUAGCAGGGUAACAGUGCUUGGGCUCAGGAAGGCUUGCUAUGCAACUGGAAAAUUCAAAGCCAAAUUUAGGGAAUACUUCUUUUGAAGGACCAAAAGAAUAAGGACCAAUUUUCUCAGCUCACAUCAUCACUUUAAGCUUAGAGGGUUAAUUGUUGUGGGUUGAUUGUUUUUUAAAUAACUGACUUUGUAUCAGAAGAUUUUAAGAUAACAUUCCUAGUAUAGACAUGCACAGAGCUUUUUAUAAUUGCACCGUCAAGUGACCUUAAAUUUUGCCUUAUAUUUAUGACGUGUACCUGGUAGAGAAGAAAACUAACUAGGAGGUGGGUGAGAAGCAAGCUUUUGGGAAGAGAAAAUAUAUGUUCUGCUUCCAAAGGAGCAGGCAUUCCCCCCAUCCUGAUUUAAUUUCACCGAAAAGAAAUUGGUAAUUGCCUAACUCUGCAUCCAUUAUGUGUCCAUAAUUCAGAUGCCAGUUUAAGAAACUAAAGUGGAAUAUUUAAAAACUGGAAAGGAAAGAAAACUUGUUUAUGUGGGAGAAGUGUAUGUAAAUCCCAAAUCCUCCAGGCUGUGCUUCACAAUGCUGGAAAGUGGCCAGGAAGAGGCUUGUGGGGUUAUGAAACGAUCUGGUCCCGAGAUACAAACUUUGCUCUGGCUGGAUUUUAUAAAAUUGAAAUCAGGAAGAUAGUCUGUUGCUAGAACAACUUGCUUCCACACAUUUAUUUAUAUAAUAUCAACUUUUUAAUUUUAUAAAGUGUUAUUGAGUUUUCUAAGUGUGCCUUUGUGUGGAGCUUACAUGGUAUCCUUCUCAUUG
Messenger RNA from Lontra canadensis (Northern American river otter), 2609 nucleotides. It is a transcript of the gene GABPB2, whose product is annotated as GA binding protein transcription factor subunit beta 2. Bases 349 to 1692 code for a protein of 447 amino acids. Gene Ontology annotation, molecular function: transcription cis-regulatory region binding; protein binding. The record is from RefSeq and is a predicted model, not a curated record. NCBI's taxonomy places the organism in Eukaryota, Metazoa, Chordata, Mammalia, Carnivora, Mustelidae. The transcript has 9 exons. Gene Ontology annotation, biological process: positive regulation of transcription by RNA polymerase II. Gene Ontology annotation, cellular component: nucleus.